Molecule: messenger RNA, 710 nt
Organism: Medicago truncatula (barrel medic)
Lineage: Eukaryota; Viridiplantae; Streptophyta; Magnoliopsida; Fabales; Fabaceae
Product: protein FAM32A
Exons: 2
Coding region: 181-546 (121 amino acids)
Cellular component (GO): nucleolus
Source: RefSeq, a predicted model, not a curated record
AAAAGUACAAAUACCUACCGAGUACUAGUCGUUUCUAGAAAAUUCGCCAACUUUCCUACCUUUUCCCAUCUUCCCUUCGAGCAAAUAUAUUAUUCAACCUACUACUUCCAAUUAUCACACAGAAAGCACUAUCUGUUCUCGAUCACCGAUUGAAUCCAUAAUAUUGUGGCUCUGAAUCAGAUGUCUCCGUACGACGGCGUCGUGAUCGGAAAAUUGAAACUGAAAGGAAAGCCAAUGAAUGUCAAAGAUGGUGGGAUAAAUAAGAAGAAGAAGAAGAAACACGACAACAGUUACCAUUACUCGUCAGAGUUUAAUUCAGGUAGCAUGAACGAGGGUGACAAGUAUGAGGGCAAGGGAAACCGUGCAUCUUUUGAUGAUCACCUAACUCCAGCUGAGAGAAGAUUUCUCCAACAGACAGAGAAACUUGAACUUCAAAGGCUAGCAAAGAUGGCGAGCAGAUCUCAUCGAGAUAGGAUUCAGCAGUUCAAUCAAUAUCUGGCUAAUCUUAGUGAACAUUAUGAUAUUCCAAAAGUGGGGCCUGGCUAACAAAACAUUUGGAUUCAUUUGUUUCCUUGUUUUUAAAAGUUUCAUUGUUAUAAGGUUGGUUGUAGUAGCUGGUAUCUGGUUUGGUUUUCCUUGGUCUGGUGUGGUUGUAAUAGCAAUGCUCCUAUUGGAACUAUCAAGAGUUGCAUUCAUCUUGAUUUUUUUUC